AUGACUGCGGAACUUCUCAGGUUUUACAGCUCCCAGGCUCCGGAUCAAGCCAACGGGCUGCUGCACAAAGUGUUCCCAGGCUCGAUCGUCAAUGGACAUAACCACUCCGCAAUGGCUACCCCAGCCUCAGAUCCCGCAUUGGUGGCUCUUGCACAGUUAGGGACCUACCGCCUAGGGUGUACUAUCGCCUUUGUUUCGCUGGUCGAUAACUCAGAGACGUAUAUUAUCGCCGAAGCCACGCCGUCGGGCUCACGGUGCGGGAACAAGACAUCCGUGAACGGUAAUACGAUAGGUAUGAGCACUCUAGGUCUGGGAAAGAAUGCAAUCCAAGGCACCCGUUCUUCGAACAUCAUCAGUGAUGGCCUCAGUACCAUCAUUCGUGAUGUUAGUAUGGAAGCAAAUCUGGCGUCUCAUCCUUUCGUGGAACGAUUUCGGCCCAGGCUAUACGCGGAGGUUCCAUUGACAGCAUCAUGUGGAGAAGUAAUUGGAACAUAUUGUGUUGUGAACAAUAAGCCUUGCCAUCAUUUUGGUGCAGGUGAAUUGGCAGAACUGCAGGAUGUUGCCAACGCUGUUGCGAGUCACCUUGAGAAUGUCGGGGCAAUACGGCGUUAUCGCCAAAACGACCGAUUGCUAGGUGGGCUCAUGAAGUUCGUCAAAGGCCAAUCACCAACUGAGAACGACGGUUGGAAGAGCCGGAGGAAAAGUACGGCGGCGGGCAGUCUUGUAUCGCCCCGUUCAUCGGAAGUGCCAAAUUCGCCUCGUUCAUCUGAAGUCCCAGAGAUCGACCGCCUCUCCGUGUCAACAACCGAUAUUCGCGAUGUCUCACCAUCUUCCACGCGACAUCCACCACCACAACCUCCAGAAUCCCCUUUCUUCCAGAUACCAGCCUUUGGAACUAAUAAUUCAGUGCCAAAUGGGAUACAUCAGCGACAUGUGAGGAAAAGCUCUGAUGAAACGAGCAACCUCGUCAUGGGGCCAGAAAGCACUCCCAUUUCUGACAAAGCUUCCAUACUCUUUUCUCGUGCAAGUGGGCUACUGCAGGAAUGUAUGGAUUUAGAUGGGGUUCUCUUUGUGGACGCGUCACGCAGCAACACUCGGGGUGAAUCGACCGCCAGUGUCGGAGAGUGGGACAAGGAAAGUGACUCCGGGUUUUCUCUCCGCUCACCUAGUGUAUCGUCCUAUGGCGGCUGGUCUGAAAAGCAGUGUGAACCUCUUGGGGUAGCCUCGUCUGAGCGUGCCCUGGGAAACACCGCCAGCAUGUUUAGAAUUCCUUUGACAGAAGGUCUGCUACAUGACAUGUUCACUGCCUUUCCGCAGGGCGAAAUAAUUCACCCACAUCUGGCUUCCGGCUGGCCAGCCCUGAGUUCGUUGCAUCAGCGCAGGCAAAGUAUACAAAGCAACCAGGGUGAGAUCCCUCUGCGGCACUCUAUCAGCACCCGAUUGGCACACAAUUAUCCGGAGGCCAAGUCUAUGAUCUUUCUUCCGUUGUGGAACUGGAACAAAUCUCGCUGGCUUGCAGGAACACUUGUUUGGACCUGCGAUGACCAGAGGCAACUCGGCAAGGAUGAUCUGCACUUUCUCAGGUCCUUCGGGGAUACAAUUGUUUCUGGGUUCUGCCAGAUAGAAUGGACGGCUACAGAGAAGUCAAAGUCAGACUUGCUGGCAUCAGUUAGCCAUGAGCUUCGCUCCCCGUUGCAUGGCAUGCUUGCCAGCACAGAGCUUCUGCAAACUACGUCUUUGGACACCGCCCAACAGGACAUGGUCGCCAUGGUAGAAACAUGCGGUCUCACGCUAUUGGACACGAUGAAUCACCUGCUCGAAUUCACGAAAAUCAAUAACCUUACCCAUCUGCGCAAAAGAGGCGGUUCAAAUGGUGAAGGGAUGGAUAAUCUGUUGACCGAAUUUGACUUGGACGAAAUUGUGGAAGACGUGACUGAUGCCUUAUACGCAGGCCACCGGUCUCUCAUCAAGGCUGCGAAGGUGGCCAGUCGCUACCUACCAGGUGGAUCUGCCGUAGGUAACAGGCCUACUGGUGCACCACAAUCGCAAACCGAUGAUCUGUCGGUGAUCGUUCGGAUUGAAGACUUGGGCUCAUGGCACCUGCAGUCACUCUCUGGUGCAUGGAGGCGGAUCAUUAUGAACAUCCUGGGGAAUGCAUUCAAAUUCACGAGAACCGGCUUCAUUGAAGUCUCCCUGGCGAAGAAGGUGGAAAGGUCCGGCUACACAAAGAAGACUCUAGCCCACCUGUCAAUAACGGACACUGGCUGUGGGAUCUCGCCAGACUUUCUGGAACACCACCUCUUCAAACCAUUUGCGCAGGAGAGCAUUUUGACAGAGGGUGUUGGAUUGGGUCUGAGUGUAGUGAAACAGCUGGUGACAUACCUGGGCGGCGAAGUGGAGGUAAAGAGUGAUGUAGGGGUUGGUACGCAAAUGGACGUGUACAUUCCCGUGGAGUUCGUGGAAGACACCUCCGCAAUGGAUUGUGGUGCCCCGGGAACGCGGACAAUGACCCGGGUGUCUUUGGUGGGCCUCAACGCAUACGCAGACCUCAAAGAAGCACCAAGUGGUCUUUUGAGCACAGAAGCGAAGCGUAAGCUGUCGCUAAGAGGUGCACUCAGCAAUGUGUUACUGAGCCAGCCUGGGUGGAUGGUAUCUUUCGCCGAUCACCUAGACAAGGCAUCCGGAGAUAUUGCCGUCAUCGAGGAAUCUACGUUAAAAGCCCUCUCGGAAAGGGGGUUCAUCGACGUGAAAUUUAAGGCUGUUGUGGUCAUUGGCGAACAGGGCGUCACACUCCCCGGAGAAUUCGCCAUCAAAGGGCCUGAUGUGUUCUAUGUUCCCCAGCCGAUUGCACCUCGCAAGAUUUUGCAAGCUUUACAGCGGAUUACAGACUCGAACCAAGGGCUUUCAUAUGCGGAAAGCCCCAUUUUAGGCCCCCUUUCCGGUGUCCCGGUCCGAGGCCGGAGCUUGUCUGAUGCGUUUGCUAUGGCGAAGGGCACGGAAUCGCCACCCGUGGUUCGAGAAAACGUGUCUGAAUUUGCCCCAUCGCCUCCGCGAGAAUCUAUCAGCAAGAACCUCCACGUCUUGAUUGUGGAUGACAAUGAUAUCAACCUUAAGAUCCUCGCUACCUUCCUACGAAAGAUCGGCUGCAGUUAUGAAACAGCAUCCAACGGCCUAGCUGCAUUAGAAAAGUACAAAAGCUCUACAAAACCUUUUGACUAUAUCCUCAUGGAUAUCUCAAUGCCAAUUAUGGACGGAAUCGUCUCCUCGAGUAAGAUCCGCGAAUACGAAGAACAACAUUCGCUCCCACGAGCGGCCAUCAUGGCGGUUACCGGUGUAGCCUCGAGCGAGAUGCAACAGCAGGUCUUUGCAGCAGGCAUUGACGACUACUUGGUGAAACCUCUUUCACUUCACGACCUGAAACGAAUAAUGAAUAUUGCAUGA
Molecule: messenger RNA, 3441 nt
Organism: Aspergillus luchuensis
Lineage: Eukaryota; Fungi; Ascomycota; Eurotiomycetes; Eurotiales; Aspergillaceae
Exons: 7
Coding region: 1-3441 (1146 amino acids)
Biological process (GO): phosphorylation; phosphorelay signal transduction system
Molecular function (GO): phosphorelay sensor kinase activity
Source: RefSeq, a predicted model, not a curated record